CCCCUUGCACCCUCCGCUCUCGGGGCGCCUGCCGUCUCUCUUGCUUCCUCCCUCCCCCGCCCCCACCACCCCACCGCACCAGGCACUUUGAAGCGGCGCUUCCGAAGCCGAGUCGGGGAUUUUGCGGCUCUUGCGCGGGCGGAAGAGGCCGGCCAGAACGCUUCCUUGCUAACCCGUCUCCAAUUCCUGCACCAGCAUCCUUCCCCGCACCCUGAGAAACAGUUUCCCAGGACCGAUCCCCAGCCAGAUUAAGCAUUAAGAAGCGACGAUGGCAGGGGAACACAGAAACCCAGCCGGCUUGGAUCUCCAGCUAGAUGCCAAUGUGGAAGAUGGCCUGAAAGUCGAGGUCCACAAAGAAGCUGAACCCAAGAAGGAAGUGGCGGAAAGGCCUCUCAGGAUUCCUUCGGAGAGAGCCAAAGAAUCCGCGGAAAGAGUAACGGCGGAAGCCAUUAAACAGGAGCCGGCGGCCAAUCCAGAAGACUGUUGCUUGGAAGUGGAAGAAGAGAAGUUUAUGAUAGGCAAACAGUCCCCGGUUUCUGAGCCAGGGAAUGAGCAGCUGCUGAAGGUGGAAGGAAGCGUCCAUUCGGAGGCCGAACUCUCGUCCCUGGAGGAAACCUCCGACGUCGGCCUGCACCGCCGGCAGAACAGGAUAAUCCAGCCCCUCUUGCACAUUGGUGAAGAAGCCCGGCCGUUGGUCAACAGCGCCUGCGCGAAAGACAAGACUGAAUUCAUAGAGGUAGGGGAGGAGGGCCUGGAAGUGACCGGCGCCAGCCUGGACAUUGAACGCCAGUGUUUCCGGCAGUUCUGCUACCAGGACGCCGAGGGUCCCCGCGAAGUCUGCGGCAUGCUGUGGAAGCUCUGCCAUCGCUGGCUGCAACCGGAGCGGCGUUCUAAAAGCCAGAUCCUGGAGCUGGUGAUCUUGGAGCAGUUCCUGUCCAUUUUGCCCGAAGAAAUGCAGAACUGGGUCCGAGCCGGGCAUCCAGAGACCUGCUUUCAAGCUGUUAGCCUGGCUGAGAAUUUCCUGGGACGUCAGCAAGGGACAGAGCGGGGGGAACGGCAGGGUCUCUGGCCCUUCAAAGAGGCAACUGUGGAUUUCCAUGGGACCGUAGGGCCACCGAUGGAGUCGAGCGAAUGGCCGAUGUUCAGGGAGAACAAAGAAGAGGACGUCCCUUUACUGGCUUCGGUGGGGAAUCCAUACACCUGCUGGGACUGCGGAGAGAGCUUUUCGGGGAUAGACGUGCUGGUGGCCCACCAGAGCAUCCACACGGGAGAGAAACCCUUCAUUUGCUCCAAAUGCGGGCAGAGCUUCAGCCAGCGCUCGCAGCUGACCGCCCACGAAAAAAGCCACGUGCCAAAGAAGGCUUUCCCUUGCCCGGACUGCGAACACAGCUUUAGCAAGAAAAGCGGGCUCUUGGCUCACCAGAGGACACAUACGGGAGAGAAGCCGUAUCAUUGUGUCGACUGCGGACAGAGUUUCGCCCACAAGUUCGACGUCAUCCGGCACCAGCGUAUCCACACGGGAGAGAAACCGCACGAGUGCCCCGUCUGUGGGAAGAGCUUCCGAAACACCUCCGCUUACCACGUCCACAUGAGGAUCCACACGGAAGAGAAGCCCUACCCUUGCUCGGUUUGCGGGAAGAGCUUCCGGCACCGGGCCAACGUCAUUGUCCAUGAGAGGAUCCACACGGGAGAAAAACCGUACGUUUGCGUGGAAUGCGGGAAGAGCUUCGGCGACGCGUCUUCUCUUAGGAAGCACAGAAGAUCCCACACCGGAGAGAGGCCGUACCACUGCGGGGAGUGCGGGAAAAGCUUUUCUCAGAACGCCGGGCUGGUUCAACACGAGAAAAUCCAUACGGGAGAAAAACCCUACCAGUGUCCCGAAUGUCCCAAAAGUUUCCGGGACAAAUCGGCUUAUGUCGCUCACCAGAGGACCCACACGAAGGAGACUCCCUACCGUUGCAUGGUCUGCGGCAAAUGCUUCGGCCAUCGCUCCAACCUUCACAAGCAUGAAAAAAUCCACGCCCGGAGACAGAUGCGCUCGCACACGGGCGAGCGGCCCUACUCCUGCUCAUACUGCGGGAAGAGCUUCAGCCGCAAAUCCUACAUUAUAAAACACGAACGGAUCCACACGGGGGAGAAGCCCUACAUGUGCGCCCACUGCGGCAAGGGCUUCGUUUCCAAGUCGGACCUCAUCAAGCACGAACGGACCCACACGGGGGAGAAGCCGUACAUCUGCGCCGACUGCGGACGCAGCUUCAGCAGGAAGCAAUUUCUGGUGACCCAUCGGAGGACGCACACGGGGGAGAAGCCAUACAAGUGCACUGAGUGCGGCAAGAGCUUCAGCCAGCGGACGUGCCUGGUCAUCCAUGAGAGAGCCCACACCGGCGAGAAGCCCUUUCAGUGCCUGGUGUGCGGGAAGAGCUUUGGGAGAAGGGAUAUUCUUGUGACCCACCAGAAACUCCAUGUGCGAGAAACGGCUUUGCCAUGCGCUGAGUGGCUGUGAAACGUCAACUUUUACCGAGCACAGGACACGAGGGGUUCCCGUCGGCAAUGUGUUUGGGAAGGGAUUAAAAGUGCAGAAUGCAGGGUGUGUGUGUGUGUGUGUGUGUGUAAAUAGAGAAGAUAGAUACAUGGAUUGUGAUUCAAGAAAUAAGCUGGGUAAAAAUUCUAGUUCGUGUGGGCAACGAUAGAACGAAUAUCACGUGGUAUUUAUUUAUUGAUAGAGAGACACUUGGAAUAUUGCAUCCAGUUGU
Notechis scutatus (mainland tiger snake) is the source of this 2753-nucleotide messenger RNA. RefSeq lists its product as uncharacterized. Gene Ontology annotation, molecular function: DNA-binding transcription activator activity, RNA polymerase II-specific; RNA polymerase II cis-regulatory region sequence-specific DNA binding. The record is from RefSeq and is a predicted model, not a curated record. Gene Ontology annotation, biological process: regulation of transcription by RNA polymerase II. Gene Ontology annotation, cellular component: nucleus. Lineage: Eukaryota; Metazoa; Chordata; Lepidosauria; Squamata; Elapidae.